Molecule: messenger RNA, 2077 nt
Organism: Ochotona curzoniae (black-lipped pika)
Lineage: Eukaryota; Metazoa; Chordata; Mammalia; Lagomorpha; Ochotonidae
Product: ubiquitin carboxyl-terminal hydrolase 22
Exons: 13
Coding region: 50-1627 (525 amino acids)
Biological process (GO): protein deubiquitination
Molecular function (GO): zinc ion binding; cysteine-type deubiquitinase activity
Source: RefSeq, a predicted model, not a curated record
GCCGCCACCCCCGCCGCCCCCGGUGCGCGGCCGGGCCCUGCCUCCCGCCAUGGUGUCCCGGCCGGAGCCCGAGGCCGAAGCCAUGGAUGCCGAGCUGGCCGUGGCGCCGUCGGGCUGCCCGCACCUGGGCAGCUUCAAGGUGGACAACUGGAAGCAGAACCUGCGCGCCAUCUACCAGUGCUUCGUGUGGAGCGGCACGGCCGAGGCCCGCAAACGCAAGGCCAAGUCGUGCGUGUGCCACGUGUGUGGCGUGCACCUGAACCGGCUGCACUCCUGCCUCUACUGCGUCUUCUUCGGCUGCUUCACCAAGAAGCACAUCCAUGAGCACGCCAAGUCCAAGCGCCACAACCUGGCCAUAGACCUCAUGUACGGCGGCGUCUACUGCUUCCUGUGUCAGGACUACAUCUACGACAAGGACAUGGAGGUCAUUGCCAAGGAGGAGCAGCGGAAGGCCUGGAAGAUACAAGGAGUCGGGGAGAAGUUCUCCACCUGGGAACCGACCAAGCGCGAGCUCGAGCUGCUGAAGCACAACCCGAAGAGGAGGAAGAUCACGUCCAACUGCACCAUAGGUCUGCGGGGGCUCAUCAACCUGGGCAACACGUGCUUCAUGAACUGCAUCGUGCAGGCGCUGACCCACACGCCGCUGCUGCGCGACUUCUUCCUGUCCGACCGGCACCGCUGCGAGAUGCAGAGCCCCAGCUCCUGCCUGGUGUGCGAGAUGUCCUCUCUCUUCCAGGAGUUCUACUCGGGACACCGGUCCCCACACAUCCCGUACAAGCUGCUGCACCUGGUGUGGACGCACGCGCGCCACCUGGCGGGCUACGAGCAGCAGGACGCUCAUGAGUUCCUCAUCGCCGCUCUGGACGUCUUGCACCGGCAUUGCAAAGGUGACGACAAUGGCAAGAAGGCCAACAACCCCAACCAUUGCAACUGCAUCAUCGACCAGAUCUUCACUGGGGGGCUGCAGUCGGACGUCACCUGCCAGGUCUGCCACGGCGUCUCCACCACCAUCGACCCCUUCUGGGACAUCAGCUUGGACCUGCCCGGCUCCUCCACGCCAUUCUGGCCCCUGAGCCCGGGCAGCGAGGGCAGCGUGGUCAAUGGGGAGAGCCAUGUGGCGGGGACCACCACGCUCACCGACUGCUUGCGUAGAUUCACCAGGCCAGAGCACCUGGGUAGCAGCGCCAAGAUCAAAUGCAGCGGUUGCCAUAGCUACCAGGAGUCCACCAAGCAGCUCACCAUGAAGAAGCUGCCCAUCGUGGCCUGUUUCCAUCUCAAACGCUUCGAGCACUCGGCCAAGCUGCGGCGCAAGAUCACCACCUAUGUGUCCUUCCCCCUGGAGCUGGACAUGACGCCCUUCAUGGCCUCCAGCAAGGAAAGCAGGAUGAACGGGCAGUACCAGGCACCCACUGACAGCCUCAACAACGACAACAAGUACUCGCUGUUUGCUGUGGUGAACCACCAGGGGACCUUGGAGAGUGGCCACUACACCAGCUUCAUCCGGCAGCACAAGGACCAGUGGUUCAAGUGUGACGAUGCCAUCAUCACCAAGGCCAGCAUCAAGGACGUGCUGGACAGUGAGGGGUACUUGCUCUUCUACCACAAGCAGUUUCUGGAGUACGAGUAGCCUCGUCCACGGCUGGCCAGGAUGGACGACUGCCACACGUCGGCGACCUCGCAGGCGGCCCCGCACCCGGAUCUUCACAGGGUGGCCGCGGCAGUGGCACAAUGUGGGUGGGCUGUCCCUGCAGUGCCCUCACCCUGCCCCGGCCGCAUACACCCAGGGAUCCGCAACAGUGGACAGACGGCCCAGGGCUCCCACCAGCCCGCGUCACACUCCCUGCAUGUUGGAAGCGCUGGCUGGUGCUGUCCAGGGUUUUCUAGAAAUAGGCUUUCCCGACCCCUCCCUCCUCUGUUUCCAUGGUGAUGGGCCAUGGCAGAGCCUCGGGCACCGAGUGCGGCCGGUUGUGUGCACAGGGUGGUGGCUCCCCCGCCCUCCCCGUGGGCUUUGCUUCCUACUUGGUGCUGUCUUCAUGGCUGCCCUUCCAGAAGCUUCUGGGCCCAGGGUCUGCUGUUU